Paracoccidioides brasiliensis Pb18 is the source of this 5061-nucleotide messenger RNA. RefSeq lists its product as uncharacterized. The transcript is spliced from 3 exons. Bases 1 to 5061 code for a protein of 1686 amino acids. The record is from RefSeq and is a predicted model, not a curated record. Gene Ontology annotation, cellular component: cytoplasm. Gene Ontology annotation, molecular function: GTPase activator activity; protein binding. Gene Ontology annotation, biological process: regulation of GTPase activity; regulation of actin cytoskeleton organization.
AUGUCAAACCUCCACCCCUUUAGACGGUCUCAACCAGAGCUGCCCACACACCAUCCCAGCCCACUUCGUCAUGGCUCGACGGCAUCGACUAAUUCAUCAAUUUAUUCCUCCUAUUCAAAUUCGCUGUUACCCAGUCGGACAAGUACCUUAUCUUCGAACUCAUCUGGGGGAUUCGUGUCUGAUUCAAAUGCUAGCAGAGGGCUGGUGAGCAAAAUCGGGGAACGAUUUGAACGAGCUUCCACUCCACCAAGUGCUAGUGAGACGUAUGGAAAUCUUCGUCGCUCGUUGCGGCCGCUUCCCCAGGCGCCCAAUGGCUCAUCACCUCCAGCCAGCGUGAGUCGGAAGCGAAGUCAGACAAUGACCAGCCUUCAACUCGAUGACAUGUCUCAAGGGAAACCUGCCAUUUUUGGGGGAUAUGAUGGCGAAGCUGUGAGACUCAAGGAAAAUGUUGAUAGAAUGGGACAAGAAUUAUCGCCAUACAUUCGACAACAACAUUCCCGUACACAAUCCACCCCGCACCCUCCGGUGUUAACAGCCGCAUUUACGGCGCCCGAUCUAAAAACGUUCCAGAGAUCUUCAACUGGGCAUCUGCGGACACUUUCAAGAUUUGCGCAGACAGAAAGUGAAGACUUCGCCUUGGCGUCCGCUGUUCCUUCUGUUGUUGGUUUGCAUGGCCGUCGUCGACUGAAGCGCGAAGACUCCAUUAGAGCCCCAAAGUCAGACACGUCUCCUGAAAAAGUUCGAGCAUCGGCAUGGACAGAAAGUGUUUGGAUGGAUAAACAACGGCAAUUCCUACAGGCCUAUGAAUACCUUUGUCAUAUUGGUGAAGCAAAGGAAUGGAUUGAGGAUGUUAUUCACAAGUCAAUUCCGCCUAUUGUUCAACUAGAGGAAGCUCUCCGGGACGGAGUCACGCUCGCGGAAGUGGUGCAAGCCUUAUAUCCACAUCGUACUUUUCGCAUAUUCAAACACCCCAAGUUACAGUACCGCCAUUCCGACAACAUUGCCAUCUUUUUCCAACUUCUUAAAGAAAUUGAACUUCCAGACUUAUUUUGGUUUGAAUUGAUUGACCUGUAUGAAAAGAAAAACAUCCCCAAAGUCAUACAUUGUAUCCAUGCAUUAUCGUGGCUGCUUUAUAAAAAGGGAAUUGUUGAUUUCCGUAUCGGCAAUUUGGUUGGUCAGCUGGAGUUUGAACAUCAUGAGCUUGAGCAAGUGCAAAAAGGUCUUGACAUGUCAGGAGUUCCCAUGCCUAGCUUCUCUGGUAUGGGGGCGAGCUUUGGUGCUGAACCGGAACCCGAACCCAUCGAGUCAGAAGAGGAUCGCAUCGAUAGAGAACUCCACAUGCACGAAGCGAUUACAUCUGACCUCCAGUCUCAGAUAAGAGGGGCUCUUACACGUUUGAGACUGGGGAAUUUAAUGCAGGAGCUGUGGGAUAACGAAAGUGCAUUGGUCGACCUACAAUCAAGAAUAAGAGGAGAAUGGGCUAGGGAAAUAGUUGGCUACCGGCUGAGCAUGCGACGGUUCGCUGUGAAUUUACAGUCUUAUGCACGCGGAUUCCUGGUUCGGAUGAAAGCUCAAGAUAGCGAACAAUCCUGGAAAGAGAACGAGCCAAACAUCCUGAUGUUGCAAAGUCUGAUCCGCGCAAAUAGGAUUCGUUCGGAUGUUCAACUACUGACGACCAGGGCACGGAGAGAAGAGUCUGGCAUUAAACAUAUUCAAGCAGCCAUCAGAGGAGCCCUAGCGAGAAACAGGGUUUGCGAUCAAUACGAGCAAACUAGAGAUGCCGAAGUCGAAGUCCAAUUUCUGCAGGCUGCUAUUAGGGGCAUGAUAGAACGAAAUCGUGUUGCUCGAGACAUACUAACCUUGGAAGAUGGAAUCCCCAUGAUAAUAGCGCUAGAAUCUGCCAUCAGAGGCAGGCAAGAGCGAAAUAGAGUUGCUCAAGUUAUACUAACCCUGGAAGAAAGAGCUCCCGUUAUAACGGCACUACAAUCGGCGGUUAGAGGCUUUAUUGUGAGAAAGAUAUAUGAUUCCCAGAAGCUAUCUCUAGCAAAUAUGAGUGCUAAAUGGAUUUCUCUACAAUCCUUUUCUCGAGGAGCAGCCGUCAGAGGAGACGUCAAAUCACUUCGAACUCGGCUGAACGCCCAAAUCCCCUCAAUUGUUGAAGCUCAAAGUGCUCUUCGUGCCGCCUCUCUGCGCUCUUCCGUCAAUGCAACUAUAAGCGCUCUCCGAGACAAUGAAAGCGAUAUACUUACACUUCAGUCCUUUACCAGAGGAUUUGUAUUACGGAAACGUCAAACGGCAGACCGAAAUACCCUCAUGCAGCAAACCUCCAUCAUUACAAACCUGCAAGCCCUUUCAAGAGCCGCCAUACUGAGAAUCGACAUUGGUUUUUUGCUCUGCGAGCUCGAAACAUCAAGUGAUAAGAUUACUCGACUUCAGGCCCUUGCUCGUGCGAUGCUGGUUAGGGUCGACGUUGGCCAGGUCUUGGAGGAAUUGGAUGCGGAGGAAGUGGUAAUAAUCGACUUCCAAUCUGCUAUUAGAGGACUCCUUGUGCGGCAGCGCUUUGCUGAGAGGCAAAAGUACUACCGUGAAAAUAUGCAAAAAGUUAUUAAGGUCCAAAGUUUUGUCCGAGCAAAGAUUCAAGGAGAGGCUUACAAGAGCCUGACUAGCGGGGAAAAUCCCCCGGUUGGAACUAUUAAGGGUUUCGUACAUCUCCUCAACGACAGCGAUUUUGAUUUCGAUGAAGAAAUUGAAUUUGAACGCCUGCGGAAAAUGGUGGUGCAGCAUGUGCGGCAGAAUGAAUUGGCGGACCAAUAUAUUACGCAACUAGAUAUCAAAAUCGCUCUUCUUGUAAAAAGCAAGAUCACUCUCGACGAGGUAGUGAAGCAUCAGAAGCAUUUUGGGGGUCAUGUUGGUGCACUUCUACCAAACAGAGACCUAUCUUCCAAGGAUCCGUUUGACCUCAAGGCACUGAAUAAAACAUCUCGACGGAAAUUAGAGCAGUACCAAGAUAUUUUUUUCGUUCUUCAGACGCAGCCGCAAUACCUUGCCAGACUUUUCAGGCGAAUACGGGAACAGGCAACUCCCGAAAAGGAAUGCGAGCGAAUCAAGCAUCUGGUUAUGGGUUUAUUCGGCUACUCCCAGAAGAGGCGUGAGGAAUACUACCUAGUAAAACUCCUUGUCAAAUCUGCACAUGAAGAAAUAGAUCACUCUCCUUCCAUCCAAGAUUAUAUACGGUGUAACGCUUUCUGGAACAAACUGUUCGCUGCUUAUACAAAGUCGCCCAAGGAUCGGAAGUUCAUGCGAGAUAUUCUGGGGCAGCUGGUCAGGGAGCAUAUUAUCGAGAAUACCGACCUUGACCUGGAGAGUGACCCGAUGCAGAUCUACCGCUCUGCCAUUAGCAAUGAGGAGCUCCGCACUGGCCGAAAGAGCCAACGUCGAAUAGACGUACCCAGAGAAGAGGCAAUUCGGGAUCCUGAAACAAGAGAGACUUUUAUUCGACAUUUGCAGGAUCUCCGUGAUAUUGCGGACCAAUUUUUCAGCGCUAUCGAGGAAUUCCUGCCUCGAAUGCCCUUUGGGGUGAGAUUUAUUGCCCAGCAAAUUUACGAACAUCUAUUGUCUAAGUUUGGGAACGAGGAUCAUGGAUAUGUCCUACAGAUUGCGGGACAAUGGAUUUGGAGAAAUUAUCUUUAUCCAGCGCUGAUGGAGCCCGAAAAAUAUGGUAUUAUAGACCGGGGCCUAACUCAAGAACAGAAGCGGAAUCUAGGAGAAAUCGCCAAGGUAAUAGCGCAGGUAGCCUCGGGUCGUCUCUUUGGUAACGAAAACGUGUAUCUUCAGCCACUCAAUAGUUGGAUUGGAGAUGCAAUUCAGCGAUUGGGAGCGAUAUGGGGAAAUUUGGUUACUGUUGAAGAUGCGGAGUCGCACUUUGAUCUCGACUCUUUCAACGACCUCUACGCCAAAACGAAACCAACUCUCUAUAUCAAAAUGUCGGACAUUUUCUCGAUUCAUAAACUUCUCGCCGCGGAGAUCUCCAGCAUUUGUACCGACCCGGAUGAUAAGAUUAGAGAGGCAAUCCGUGAUCUGGGAAGUGUCAAGAGCAAUGAAAACGAACUCAUGAGUGUGAGCUCGUCAGAAAUUUGUUUGACAUUAACGCCCAAACUACAUAAUGUUGAAGACCCCGAUGCUGAAAUCAAGUCACUAUUUAUGGAAACAAAACGAUGUAUUCUUUAUAUCAUACGAGUCCAAUCCGCGGCCAAUCUAAUGGAAAUCAUGGUUAAACCGCCUACCGAAGAAGACAUGGAGCACUGGAAUGCGAUUGUCCGGGAUGAGUUGUCAUCUAGUAGUCGUAAACGUGGGGCGUACUCAGACGCGAACGCCCUGAUCGACAUAGGAUCUAUGAGUUAUCCCGAUCUAAAGAGUACAGCAUUGGAGAACAUUCUUCUCUUAGAGAAAGCAGGGCGUAUAACUCGGGAGAAUCACUAUCAGGACCUUCUCAACGCUAUCGCGGUCGAUAUUCGGACAAAGCAUCGCCGGAGAGUCGAGCGUCAACGAGAAUUGGAAAGUGUCCGCCUGACGCUUGAGCGACUCAACGACCAAGCGGUAUACUUGGAGCAGCAGUUGAAGACUUACAAUGACUACAUCGAACAAGCCAUGAUAACACUUCAGAACAAGAAAGGGAAGAAACGCUUCCUGAUGCCAUUUACCAAGCAGUGGGAUCAUGAACGUGAGCUGCAGCGGUCCGGCCGUGCCUUCAAGUUCGGCUCGUUUAAAUAUUCAGCCCGAAAUCUUUCUGAAAAGGGCGUCCUUUUAUAUUGGAAGGGAUACAACGAGCGACAGUGGGAUCGGGUCGAUCUCACGAUUUCCAGCAAUGAAGUUGGCGUUUUCACAAUUGAUGGGAGUAGCGGCAACAUGAUGAUUUCCGGAGCAAACGCACAAAUUCCGCUUGAUGACCUGCUCCAGGCGCAGUUCAACAAUACGCAGUUCAUGGACUUUUUUGAGGGACAAUUGCGAGUGAAUGUCAACCUGUUCUUGCAUCUGAUUAUGAGGAAAUUCUAUAACGAUUAA